UGUGCAUGUUUUAAUGUAAAUCUUUGUCACCAGUACACGGUCUUGAUAAAGUUUGAGCUUUCCGCCCCACCGUAGAACAACCCGGAUGUAGAUCUUCGCUACCAUUGCACAUUUUAUCCUUUGGCGCCCCUAAAUUGUCACAAAUUGUUCCUUUCUAGUUUGUCUCCCCCCCACCCCCCCCUUUUUUUUUGGGAAGCUAUUUCGUUUACGAAUAAGUGAGCGUGCGCCAUGUUCCUCACCCUGGCCCUGCUGCGUAAGGGGAUCCCGGGCAAGCAGUGGAUCGGCAAGCACCGGCGUCCGCGGCCCAUCACGUGGCAGAUGAAGCGCAACAUGCUGAAGCACCUGGAGCGCGAGGCCGAGAACGAGUACUGGAUCAGCCGGCCCUACGUGACGCCCCAGCAGGAGGCCGGAAGCGCCGCCGAACGCCGCGCCGCCGUCUGGCUGCGCAUCAAGGAGGCCAAGUUCAACAACUUCCCGCAGCACAAGACCAUCACCGAUCACCUGGCCCAACUCAGAAUGGCCAAGAACUGGUGCACUUAACGCUCGAGUUUGGACAUGGAAAUACUUUCGAGCGCGUCUCCGUCUGUGUACAGUUCGGUUCUCCACCUGUUUGUGUCAUCAUUCAUAUAUAAAACUCGAGUUGAAAUCCUGCAA
Molecule: messenger RNA, 654 nt
Organism: Syngnathoides biaculeatus (alligator pipefish)
Lineage: Eukaryota; Metazoa; Chordata; Actinopteri; Syngnathiformes; Syngnathidae
Gene: mrpl57
Product: mitochondrial ribosomal protein L57
Exons: 2
Coding region: 229-540 (103 amino acids)
Biological process (GO): mitochondrial translation
Cellular component (GO): mitochondrial ribosome
Molecular function (GO): structural constituent of ribosome
Source: RefSeq, a predicted model, not a curated record